GUGUGUCUGCCGCUGUUCAGGAUGGCGACUCCUCUCACAGACCAGGAGAAGCGCAAGCAGAUCAGCAUCAGGGGGAUCGUCGGUGUGGAGAAUGUGGCCGAGCUGAAGAAAGGUUUCAACCGGCACCUGCACUUCACGCUCGUCAAGGACCGGAACGUCGCGACGCCGCGGGAUUAUUAUUUCGCGCUGUCGCACACGGUGCGCGAUCACCUGGUGGGUCGCUGGAUCCGCACACAGCAGUUCUGCUAUGAAGCUGACCCGAAGCGUGUUUAUUACCUCUCACUGGAGUUCUACAUGGGUCGCACGCUCCAGAACACCAUGAUCAAUCUGGGUCUGCAGAACGCCUGUGAUGAGGCCAUCUAUCAGCUGGGCUUGGACAUGGAGGAUCUGGAGGAGAUGGAAGAAGAUGCUGGAUUAGGCAAUGGAGGCCUGGGCAGAUUAGCAGCAUGUUUUCUAGACUCAAUGGCGACUCUGGGUCUGGCAGCCUAUGGAUAUGGGAUACGAUAUGAAUAUGGAAUAUUCAACCAGAAGAUUAAAGAUGGCUGGCAGGUUGAAGAGGCGGAUGACUGGUUAAGGUAUGGUAACCCGUGGGAAAAGGCCCGUCCUGAGUUCAUGCUGCCUGUGCAUUUCUAUGGUCGUGUGGAAGAAGAGGAGGGAAAGGAGCCGAAAUGGGUAGACACACAGGUGGUUUUGGCCAUGCCAUAUGACACGCCAAUUCCAGGUUACAUGAACAAUACAGUGAACACCAUGCGCCUGUGGUCUGCCCGCGCACCAAAUGACUUCAACCUCAGAGACUUUAACGUGGGUGAUUACAUUCAGGCAGUUUUGGACCGUAACUUAGCAGAAAACAUUUCCCGUGUGCUUUAUCCAAAUGACAAUUUUUUUGAGGGAAAGGAGCUGCGUUUAAAGCAGGAAUAUUUUGUGGUGGCAGCAACUUUACAAGAUGUGAUUCGACGCUUUAAGACCUCGAAGAGAAACACUUCUGGACCGUUGUCAUUCGACAGCUUCCCUGAUAAGGUUGCCAUCCAGCUGAAUGAUACUCAUCCCGCUAUGGCCAUUCCUGAGUUGAUGCGGAUAUUUGUGGACAUUGAGAAGCUUGACUGGGACACAGCCUGGGAUAUCACCAAGCGAACGUUUGCUUACACAAACCACACGGUUCUGCCAGAGGCUCUGGAACGCUGGCCAGUUGAUCUGAUGGAGAAACUCUUACCGCGACACCUGCAGAUCAUAUACAAGAUCAACCUAAUACACCUGAAUCAUAUAGCGUCUCUGUUUCCAGAGGAUAUGGACCGAAUCCGCAGGAUGUCUCUGAUCGAGGAAGGAGGAGGGAAGCGAGUGAACAUGGCCCAUCUCUGCAUUGUGGGCUCACACAAAGUCAAUGGAGUAGCAAUCCCAGCCACAGACCUGUCGGAGCAGAUCUCCACUGCGGGUACAGAGGCGUCUGGAACCGGAAACAUGAAAUUCAUGCUGAAUGGAGCGCUCACUAUUGGCACAAUGGAUGGUGCCAAUGUGGAAAUGGCAGAAGAAGCCGGAGAGGAAAACCUCUUCAUCUUUGGCAUGAGGGUGAAUGAUGUGGCAGAGCUGGAUAAAAAAGGCUAUAAUGCACUGCAAUAUUAUGAGAAUCUUUCGGAGCUGAAACGAGCCAUUAAUCAGAUUAAAAGUGGCUAUUUUUCACCGAAACAGCCUGAGAUGUUCAGCGACAUCAUCAACAUGCUGUUUCAUCACGAUCGGUUUAAAGUUUUUGCUGAUUAUGAGUCUUAUGUGAAGUGUCAAGACCGAGUCAGCGCUCUGUAUAAGGAUCAGAGAGAGUGGACUCGGGUGGUGAUUAAGAACAUCGCCGCAUCUGGAAAGUUCUCCAGCGACCGCACUAUUACAGAGUACGCCACUGAGAUCUGGGGUGUGGAGCCCACUGACCUGAAGAUUCCUCCACCAGGCGAACCUCGUGAAGCUCUAGAGGAAACUGCACGCUCCCUGCGCAAGACCUGAAGACAAGAUCAUCAGAUCACCUCCAACAGUAGUUAUAACGCUAAAUAAAUAAAUCUCACUAUCAAUUUGUUUCAAUUUUUCAUGCAGUACUCUUUAAAUGAAUGAAUUGUACUGCAAAACGCCUGAAUAAAUGUGUUGUCUUCAAAUGUUUAAAA
Danio rerio (zebrafish) is the source of this 2141-nucleotide messenger RNA. The record is from RefSeq. NCBI's taxonomy places the organism in Eukaryota, Metazoa, Chordata, Actinopteri, Cypriniformes, Danionidae.